Raphanus sativus (radish) is the source of this 1088-nucleotide messenger RNA. Its product is annotated as NDR1/HIN1-like protein 26. The coding region runs from base 220 to 915 and encodes 231 amino acids. The transcript has a single exon. NCBI's taxonomy places the organism in Eukaryota, Viridiplantae, Streptophyta, Magnoliopsida, Brassicales, Brassicaceae. The record is from RefSeq and is a predicted model, not a curated record. Gene Ontology annotation, biological process: defense response to other organism.
UUGAAAACUAUAUAAAAAGCAAUAACUAAUAAUAAUAAAAAAGUUUACAUGCAAUGUGUUCACUUUACGUAAACCUGAUUCUUUUCUUCUCCAUACACUUCAAGAACUUAUUUACUUUUCUCUUCUUCAUACAUAACCUCCACACACUCCAAACUUUCCUCCAAAAACUCCUAUACAAAAAAGAAAAGAAAAUCCUAGUAUACUCAAAGCACGUACGCAAUGACACCAGACCGGUCAACUAUCCCGAUCCGGUCCAGUCCCGGGGCUCAAACUCCCCGGUCUCAAACUCAACCCAUGAAGCGUCACCAUUCAGCUAGCUACUAUGCUCACCGUGUCAAAGAAAGUCUCUCAACCCGAAUAUCCAAGUUCAUCUGCGCAAUGUUUCUCUUGGUCCUAUUCUUUAUAGGCAUCAUUGGCUUCAUCCUUUGGCUCAGCUUACGCCCUCAUCGACCACGGUUCCACAUCCAAGACUUCGUUGUCCAAGGUCUAGACCAGCCUACAGGAUUCGAGAACGCAAGAGUUGCUUUCAACGUAGCCAUAUAUAACCCAAACCAAAACAUGGGUGUUUUCUUUGAUUCCAUGGACGGUUUCAUCUACUACAAAGAUCAACGGGUCGGGUCAAGCCCAUUGCUAAGCCCGUUUUUUCAGCACCCGACUAACACAACGAUAGUGAAGGGGACGCUUACAGGAGCUUCCUUAACGGUGAAUAGUAACCGUUGGACCGAGUUUAGUAAUGAUCGUGCUCAAGGGACAGUGGCUUUUAGGCUUGAUAUAGUUUCAGUUAUUCGGUUUAAACUGUCUAGGUGGAUUAGUAGGCACCAUAGAAUGCAUGCUAAUUGCGAUAUAGUGGUUGGACCGGACGGUUUGAUCAUGCCCAAGUUUAACCAUAAACGCUGUCCUGUCUACUUCACCUAGAUUUGAUUGAUUGAUUGAUUAAUUGAUUGGUUGUUUGUUGUUUUCUCUUUUGUAUUUCACUUUCACAUUUCCUUUUGAUUGAUUUUACUUUCUUGUAAUUUGGAUUUGAGAGUGUAUGGAAAACAUAAGAUAAUGUUUGGUUACAAAAACUAAGAGUUUGGUUAAUGUGAUAA